AUGAUCAGAGGUAAAACGGCGUGGGUAGUCUUUGACAGACAAACAACAAUCUCUUCAUGCAAAAUUGCAGUCGAUUUAAUUAUGAAAACAAUUGAAAAUGCACAGAUAGUAACUGUUAUUAUUUCACAUUCCUAUUAUAACAGAUAUGCUGCUUUUUAUAUAAAAAUUUAUGCAAAUGAAGCUACAUCAAGAAGAGCACAGUAUAUGUACAGAGCACAAUUAAAAGAUUCGUUUACAAAAGAGACAGAUAAUUCAACUAAAAAAAGUUGA
Messenger RNA from Entamoeba invadens IP1, 270 nucleotides. RefSeq lists its product as hypothetical. The transcript has 2 exons. Bases 1 to 270 code for a protein of 89 amino acids. Lineage: Eukaryota; Evosea; Mastigamoebida; Endamoebidae. The record is from RefSeq and is a predicted model, not a curated record.